Messenger RNA from Symbiodinium sp. CCMP2592, 6513 nucleotides. The record is from the annotation of a GenBank genome assembly. Lineage: Eukaryota; Dinophyceae; Suessiales; Symbiodiniaceae.
AUGAACCAACAGGCCGCAUCGUCGGGACCCUCCGCGACUGUCGCCGACUUCUUUCGCGACGUCGCCUCGGCAGGCGGUUCGGCCUACAUCGCUACCUUGGCCAGGUUCGGCGCGAUCAACACGCCGGCCGUGAGGGACUCCUUCGCCGUCCUUUUGGAGAACGGCGUGCCCGAGGGCCUCUUGCUACAGAUCCUUGCGCCGGUGCCGCCGACGCAGCCAGAACCAACGGCGGCCAGGCCACCCAGGCACGACGUACCGAACAGAAGGACCCUACCUCGGGCAUCAUUGACGGCGGCUUUGGAGGCCAUGGACCCCGGGCGACGCCAAGACACCCUAGCCGCCAUCGACGCCAAUCUGCUGGCAUCGUCGACCCGCCGGGCCAUGGAGUCGCGAGUGAGGACGGUGAGCGCCCUGGCCGACAGAGGCCAGUUUCCCCUCUUCCCGCUCGACGCCAACAAGCUUCACACCAUCGCCGGGGCCAUGCGGAUCGCCGGCUACAGGUCGACUGGGCUGUACCUCGACGCGGUGGUAUGGCAUCAGGAGAACACCCUCCACACGCCGGUCACCCCUGGACUCCGACGGGUGGUCAAGACCUUGACCAAGGCGGCGGCGAGGGGCCUGCCAGGGUCCAGGCUCAAACAGGCAUUCGACCUCGACGAGCUCACCAAGUUGGUCGACGACACGGCACCGUUCGGGCCAUUCAACGCCGGCCUGGUUGCUCACGCCGUCGAUGUUGUUAUCGUCGCUACUUGGUUUAUGCUGAGGGAGGUGGAGCUCGCGGCGGCCCGGGUCAGAGACCUCGGGGUGACCUUGUCGGCGGUGUCUCUCGACAUACCCCUGCACAAAACGGCGCAGGGGGGGCAGGCCGAUCUCACACGACGCACAUUCCGGUGCGUUUGCACUUCGACGGCCCACCCACUUUGCCCAAGAUGCGCCGCACACCGCCACCUUCGGCGGAUCCAGGCAUCCGCGGCUGCGACGCCGGCCGACUUCCUGUUUCCGACCAGACCGACGGUGCAGAGAUCCAAGGCGGAGUCAGCCGAGAUGUUUCGGCUGGUGCUGGACGCCGCCGGCUUCGAGACGGUGUACCUCGACGAACAGGGCAAGCGCCGCUUGAUCUUCGGCGGCCACGCCGCCAGAGUGGCAGGUGCGACCGUCCUGGCGAUGAGGGGGGUCCCGGUCGCCGUGAUCCAGCUGCUCGGCCGAUGGGCCUCCACCGCCGUCGAACGGUAUGUUCAACAGGCACCCCUCGCCGUGGCAGCCGGCGUUCCAGCCCAGGCCUUGGCAGCGCCGAGUGCGUCGACAACGACGCCGGCCCAGCCCCUGGCGACACCGACGCCGCCGGCCAUCCUGGACUUGUUGCCGACGGGGAACGCAGCCGGGCACGCCGAUACGGCGGUGCCGGCCUCGCAGCAGAUGGUGCCCAACGUCGACUUCGCGGCAGAGGUGCCCGGCGUGGAGUUCGUGCCAGAACCCGCCAGGAUGCCAGUAGCCGACGCGAUCGGCGACUCGGCGCCCCGGUAUGUCAUGAACUGCCGCACCAAGAUGGUGCACAAGCCGGGGGUCGACGAAGCGUCGACAGAGAGGUCGGACUGGCAGGCCAAGUGCGGCUGGCCUUACGGCGUGCGACAGUUCUUUCGCCUGUCCGAGCUGCCGCCGGAUCCGGCCUUAUGCCGCAAGUGCUUCCCGACGGAAACCGUCGACGUUGAGGCACCGGAGGCGAUCGACUCGUCGUCGAGCUCCUCGUCCUCCACUAGCGGAGCGACGUCGGUGUUGUUUGCCAUGGCACUCCCGACGGUCGCGGCCUCGAUGGUGCAGCUGGACGACCUCCUCGCCGCGGCCGGCGCCAACGACAGCAUCAAGAACUACAUCACGGCCCGGAAGAUCACCACGACGCCCACAUUGGCCCUGAUCGCCAAGGACGUCGAGAGGUUCACGACGCACAUCAUCCACCCGUACAUCACCGGCACCCGCAUCGACGGCACCGAUCACAAGGUGGAGGACGGGCAGGACGAUGUGGCCACGGCGAUCAUGACCCACCUCUUCGUCGAGGCCACACGCCAAUGGCCUCCCAAGACCUUCUCGGCGUGGAACCAGCAGGUCAACAUCUACGAGGAACGGUCGACGUCCGCCGCCAGCUCCAAGGCGCUGCGGCUGGAACAUGGCCUCCUGCUCCAGGAGGAGCCGACGGAGUGGGUACCCAAGGGCCUCUUCUCGACUAUCGACGGAGCCAACGCCGCCCGGUGGGCAUGGAUCCUGCUGGGCAUCGGCGAGGAGACCGACGUCAUGACAUAUGUCGACUGGUUCGUCAUCCAGCUACUUCGCGCCCAGCUCGUAGCAUUCAGCCAUCCUGCCUUCCAGAAGUCCAUCAGGGCGCUCAAGCUCAAGGCUACCGACUCCGAAGAGGGCUUCUACCACCUGGCAGGUCGGGCCCAGCUGGCCUUAACUGUCCAGCGACUGAUCCUGCCCAGGUUUGGAUUUGAAGCAACCCGCGAAGGUGUUCAAUCAAUGAUCAUGCACUGUGCCCCCUACGCCAAUGAACCAGAGGUCGCCAUCCUCUUCGAUGGAGCCUCAGGUGUGAUUUUGGUAGUUGUGCAUCGUGGACGAGGGACACUCCCAGCCGAAGGCUGCAAGUGCUCUGAGCACCAUCUCAGGGGGCUUGCCCCCACCCCAAGCCGUUUGAAGUGCUGGUGCCUUUUGCUGCGGGCCACUUGGAUUUCUGAGUGCUCGUCAGAGGCACAGCCAUUUGGGAAAAUCGAUUAUAAAGAGGCAUGCCUGUCCCAAAGCUGCCCAGCAAGAGCACUAGUUGUCUUGCCGGCUAGCACAAAUGGCUGUCACCGAAAGCAUGCAGCGCUUGGGAUGUUCAGUCAGCUAUCCAGCACGAACUCCGUGGAAAUCGACCUGCUCAGCCAGGAGGAGGUCCAUGAUAGCCGAGACGACCUUCCCACGUCCAACGGGUCGCCAGACGUGCCAUGCGGGAGCCAAAACUCAAAGACGCAAACACCCUGCGAUGUCACGGUCGAGAUCGAGGAGGAUGCCGUCGUGCUCACUCCACGCAAGGCUGUGAGGAUAAGAAAGCAGCCCUCCUCGCCCGCGAAGAUCUGGUCUUUUGCGAGAAGGUCUUUGGGCAGACAUGCCGACAGAACCUCCAGCUCAAGCUGGGUAGGCUCCGGCCCGGCAGGGGCAGCGUCUGCUCCUGGAUCUGAAGACUGGGUUUUUCCAGCUUGCCCCGGUGGACGACAAUCAUUGGCUGUCUCUUCCCAUGCUGGGCCGGAAUGCGAGCUGGUCGAGAACAGGGACAACCUGGAGGACGACGAUGGCACCGAAGCUCGCGUGGUCAGCUUCCGGCGCAGCUGCAUGCUCCCGGACGACGUAGGCAUUGAACACCCUGAUCCUCUUUGCGAGCCACAAGCGAUCCGAGACACGAAGCCAGAACCCUUCACGGCGCAGGAUUCGAUCCGUAUUCCCCUCCGUCUCCUGGAGGAUGGAAAGCUUUCAUCGCCGCAACUCGAGGCCGUGGGUCUGGCGUCACGUCGCUUUCAGCAGGGUCUGCCAUCUGGAGCUCGUUGCGGUUUCCUGCUGGGAGACGGCACUGGUUGCGGCAAAGGUCGCUGCAUCGCAGCCCUCAUCUUGGACCAAUGGAACAGCGGCUGUCGUCGUCACGUGUGGCUUUCAGCUACCGCGGACCUGUACCAGGACGCCAUACGGGAUUUGCAGGAUCUGAAGACUGGAAUUCCAGUAUGCAAUUUGGCCCGUGUCCGCGCACGCGGCGAGCUCGAUGCUGCUCACGGUGCAGAUCCAGAACUUGCCAAGCUCGGGAAGAACAAGGACGGAGUUUUGUUCCUAACCUAUGCCCUUCUGGUAUCGUCAGGUGGAUCAUCCAAGGGGAAGUCCAACAUCUCUCGCUUCCAGCAGCUUCUGGCAUGGCUUUGCCACCGGGGACCGAAAGGAAGCGGGCUCAUCGUUCUUGACGAAGCCCACAAAGCCAAAAACCUGGAUGCCGGUACCCGGUGCGCUGCAUUGGUAGAGGAGCUGCAAGCUGCCUGCUCGGACUGCCCGGUGCUGUACUCGACAGCUACCGGUGCCACUGAAGUCUCCCACAUGCAGUACAUGGUCAGACUCGGACUCUGGGGAGAGCAAGGACUCCCUGGGAAGUCCGUGCAGCCUCCCUUCUCCACUUUCGCAUCUUUCCGGAAGGUCGUCGAGAAAGGUGGCGUCACAGCCAUGGAGCUUGUGGCUGUGCAGUUGCGGCUCUUGGGUUCGAUUUCUUGUCGAUCGCUAUCAUACAACGGCACCAAGUUUGAGCUUUGCACUGCUGCUCUCAGCACCACCGAAAUCGAGCAGUAUGAUGCUGCCGUGGACCUGUGGUGCGACCUCCGGCAGCAUAUAGAAUUGCUCAUCGACAUGGACAUGUUCAAUUCCGAGUCUACAAGAAGGGUAGCGGAGUCCCAGUUCUGGGCAGCCCAACAACGUUUCUUCAAAGGCUUGCUCAUUGCUGCCAAAGUGGCGAAGGCAGUCGAACUGGCACACGAGGCACGUCAAGCCGGAGAGGCCGUGGUGUUGUCUUUGUGGACUACCAACGAGGCAGCUAUCAGCAGGCACCUCCAGGGGGCUGGCGGUGACUCCUUUGCUUCGGGACCGGAGCUGACCUUCGAGCAGUUUCUGACCCAUCUUCCCACAAGCAAGGGCGGCCAGGAGGUGUCUUGGGCGGUCGAGGCAGUGGCCGCCAUCCUACAGCGACUGAGGCAGCUGAAGCUGCCACCGAACCCCCUUGAUGAGUUGAUUGAUCGCCUGGGCGGGGCGUCCCGCGUCGCUGAAAUGUCAGGACGCUCCCAAAGAAGCUGCAAGGAUCCCGCGACCGGCGAGGUGAAGCGGCAGCUCCGUCAAGCAAGCGCAGCCCGACAAUCGCAAGGCUUUGCUGGCGUAGAGUCCGUGAACGUGGCCGAACAGCGGGCCUUUCAGACGGGAAAAAAGCUCUUCGCCAUCAUCACGGAAGCCGCUUCUGCUGGCAUAUCUCUGCACUGCGAUCGGCGUGAACUGAGAGAAGGCGCGGCAGCGCCAAAGCCCAGACGAAUGAUCUGCCUCGAGCUGCCUUGGGCUGCCGACAAGGCGGUGCAGCAACUGGGGCGUGUUCAUCGAUCGAACCAACUGCACCCGCCCAAAUUCACCUGCAUCGUCACCGACCUUGCUGGCGAAGCGCGCUUUGUCUCCGCUGUUGCCAAGCGGCUUUCGCAGCUUGGGGCUAUGACCAAAGGAGAUCGCCGCGCAGGCUUCGGAGCUCGGGGGGACGCCUUCGGCUUCGGACGUUUGGAUCUCAUGAGCAGUAAAUACGGAGCUGCCGGCUUGGCCAAGGUCAUGGCCGACCUCCUCACAGGAAAGCCGUCGAUACCGUUGAAUCUGAUAAGUUGGCCCCAGGGAUGGGAGGAAUUCGUGGAACAUGCGCGGAAAGCUCUCGAAGUUCAGAAGCUUCCCAUGCAAGGUAGAGAUUACCAGGAUCCCAAAACGCUCAAGAAGUUCUUGAACCGGGCACUGGGGAUGAAGUGCAGAACCCAGGAGGGCUUCUUCGAACUCCUCUCAGCCCAUGUGGGCAAGCUGGAGGAAGCUGAUCGGCGAGACGGCCUUCUCGACACCGGUGUUGUGUCACUGAACCACGGUGGCCGCUGGGGACGACUUCAGAGGGUGUCGGAAUUGAAGACCGAGGUGCUGGAAGGCGUGGGGCUCGAGCUGCGUCAUUUGCGGCUAGAGCGUGGCAUGCCCUUCGAGAUGGCAGAGCGACUUCUCCGCCAGGCUCCGGAAGACGAGGAGCGUGCUCAGGGCUUCUACCUGCGUCCGUUGGAGACCGCGGCAUCUGAAGCCUUGCUCUUGCUGCGGCGAAGGGCUGCGCGUGACAGCGCCACGUGCUACACGCUGAUCUACCCCCACGACAGCCCCAAGAAUCAGCUGGACGGCCACCUUUGCACACUGGCACGGCUUCGAUCCAGCAGCCUCCUUGCAGUCACCAAGGAGAAAGCCCAGGAACCUUGGGAACGACAGCACAAGGACUCAGCAGUGCAGUGCAUCCACCGGCAACGGAAGCACCACUGUGGGAACAGUGAGUGCAGAGCUGGUUUGCGAAAUUUGGUGGAGACCAUGCUUACCGGACAAAUCCUGGUGCACUGGGACUUUUUGUGCUCCCUGCUUGGUGAGAAGGGAACUUCCUUGAUGAGAUGCGAGCUGACAAACAACACCGUGCUCAUUGGCCUAAUGAUCCCACGUCACAGUUUGGCCAUGGUUCGGAAGACUGUGCUCGAACGCGCACAAGACGCCGAGCCUCGGGCAGAGAAGCACCGAGAGAAGCUGGAGCCAAAGGUUCCCAAGAUUUCGGUGGAUCUUCGCCAUUGCUCAGAUUCGUCCGAUGACGAAGUCACGAUGCAGGAGGUGAUAUCCAUCCCAGGACAUCAGUCACCGACAGAUGUAGACAGCCGACCAGCAAAGCGACCUCGCACAACUUUCGUGACCAGCGAUGACGAGUAG